This is a messenger RNA of Entelurus aequoreus (snake pipefish), 1412 nucleotides long. RefSeq names its product claudin-4-like. The transcript has a single exon. Gene Ontology annotation, molecular function: structural molecule activity. NCBI's taxonomy places the organism in Eukaryota, Metazoa, Chordata, Actinopteri, Syngnathiformes, Syngnathidae. Gene Ontology annotation, cellular component: bicellular tight junction; plasma membrane. The record is from RefSeq and is a predicted model, not a curated record. Bases 1 to 765 code for a protein of 254 amino acids. Gene Ontology annotation, biological process: cell adhesion; bicellular tight junction assembly.
AUGGCCAACUCCGCGCUGGAGCUGCUGGGUUUUCUCGUGACCCUGAUCGGGCUGAUCGGCGUGGCGGCGAGCACCGGCAUGCCGAUGUGGCGAGUCACAGCCUUCAUUGGAGAGAACAUCAUCGUGUUCGAGACCCGCUACGAGGGUCUGUGGAUGAACUGCUUCAAACAGGCCGACAUCAGGAUGCAGUGUAAGGUCUACGACUCUCUCCUGGCCUUGCCCCCCGACCUCCAGGCGGCACGGGGUCUCAUGUGCUGCGCUCUGGCUCUCGGCGGUCUGGGCGUGCUGGUGAGCCUGUUGGGGCUGCAGUGCACGUCGUGCAUUCAAAACGACCGAGCAAAGCGGCUGGUGCUCAUCAUCGCCGGAGCCAUGGUCAUCAUGUCGUGCAUCUGCGUCCUCAUCCCCGUGUCCUGGACGGGGCACGUCAUCAUCCGGGACUUCUACAACCCCUUACUGCUCGACGCCCAGCGCCGGGAGCUGGGGGAGGCCCUCUACAUCGGCUGGGUGGCCGGGGCCUUUCUCUUUGUCGGUGGAUGCCUGUUCACUUGCUGCAAUUUACAGGCGGAGGACGAAGACCCGAGGAAGUACGUCUACUCCAGGAACUCCGACUACAUGGCGUACCCUCCGCAGCCCAUCCAGACCCUGCAGCCUCAACAGCUGGUGCUGCUUCCCCAAGCCCAGCCGGUCCUGUCCAGACAUCCAUCCACCAACUACAGCUACCAGUCCAGGUACCCGUCUGUACGCAGUGGAGUGGCUUAUCUUUGAACACUGACUGAGGCCAUGACUGGGAGUGGGGCCGAUCAGAGGACCACACUAAAGGUUGCGUGACAGCGUUGACAGAAACUAAACAAUACCAUCUUUGUCAAGUCUUGGGACCAAUCAGAUCCCAAGUGUCCAGUGAGGAUAAAGUAUGUAUAUCAGAAUCCCAAUCAUCUCAUUGGACUUCGUAGACCGUGUUCUUUCUUCAAUGCCAGAAACAAGAAAACGCUAACGUAACCGACAGUGGUCUUUGAUGUUGUGGCUAGUUUUUAUUCAAAAGUAUGAUUGUUUCUAGUUGUUUAAAGAUUUCACGGUUUUGAAGGAGCUGAUAUGCAGAAGUUGGACGGGAAGCCAAGAGAUGGCUGCUGUUUGUUGAAGGUGUGCUUCUCUUUGUUUGCGAAGAGGGUAGUCCCUGUGGCUGCUGACCGAGCGUGAUCACAUGACCAGAAGCUGUUUUGAAUAGAGAUACAAAGAGCUUUAAGUCCAACAUCUGUAGGCCGCACUCCCAUUGUCCGCUAUUUAUGAGAGGAAGCAACUUUUGCUAUGUAGAUUUGUUUUAUUGCCACUUAAUCUGGAGCAAAUAAUAAUUAGAAUGCUCCUAAAACAAUUCUCCUUGUAUUUUUAUAAUAGAAAUCAUCAACUCUAUUAAUGUG